Molecule: messenger RNA, 1068 nt
Organism: Nakaseomyces glabratus
Lineage: Eukaryota; Fungi; Ascomycota; Saccharomycetes; Saccharomycetales; Saccharomycetaceae
Gene: IES2
Product: Ies2p
Cellular component (GO): Ino80 complex
Source: RefSeq, a predicted model, not a curated record
AUGGAUAGCGAGCUUAGUGACAUAGAGUUGUCCAACUCGAGACCGUCAUCCAUAGAAGAUGAGGACCUUUAUCAGGAGGAAGAAGAAGAGUAUCAAGAUGCCAUGGAUGAAGAUGACGAGUACAAUGACGAUGGUGCUGAUGAUAACGAUGAGGAAUAUAUAGAGGGAAGAGAGGCUGAAAUCAAGAAGCCCAAAAUAGCCACGAAACAGACUAUAAGACCUCCAGUCAAGAAAUCGGAGAGGAUAUCGAGCAAAAGAACAGCUGCCACAGGUCUGCAGAGGGUACGACCCAAGCGAGCCGUAACUGACAAGGAAGUGAACUAUAGUGAAGAUAGCACAUCAGUAGACAAAGCCAUUGAAGCGGCAGAGGCCGCCGACGAGAAAGAGCAAGAGCUGGAUCAAGAUGCUGUAAAUGUAGAUGUGGAUGUUGAAGAAGAGGAUGACGAGGAAAUACGCUCUCCAGCAAAGAAAAGACAGAGGACAGUACUUGAGGAUGAAGAAGAUGCUCAAACUUCUACAGCCAACAACUCCGGAUCAGAACAGCUCCCAGAAGAAGAUGAGGAGGAAGAUAAUGGCGGUAUAUCGGAUAGUUUGAGGUCCGAUUUUAGUAAUGGCAAUGGCGGUGAAAACGGUAUCCAAGAAGACCUCGAUGCAGAGGACAAUAUGUCUACUCCUGCAGGAGACGAGGAUAAUGAAGAAGUAGAAGCUAGAGAGAAUACUGAGGAUGCUUCGAUAAUACCUAGCAAUUUACUUCCGAAGAACAAGAUGUUGAUAAGUAUAUUAGACGACAACCCAUUCAAGAAGAAACUCACAGAGGAAGAGAUACAACUGCGGAGAGCCGAGAAUGCGCGUAAACGUAAGAAUCUAAGUGAGAAGAGGCUCGAGGAGGAGAAAAGGGAGACUUUGAACAAGCUAUUGAAGAAGCGUGCCGGCAAAUCAAGAUCCAAGGUUGACAAGGAUGAACCAGAGAACACUGCAUCGACCAUUAAGCCACGCAGACCUUACAAUUCCAAUGGUAUGGUCCGUAUAAUAAGGAAAAGAGACGAGGACCUUUACUGUAUAUUUUGA